AUGGUUGGUUUCCGUUGGGUGGGCAGCGGAAUGGUCGACCGGACCCCAUCCUCUGAACCGUCUGCACAUGCUGCCCAUGUUGCAGCAGAAGGCGAUGAUCUCGACAUGAGCAACUUCCAGCCAAACUGCCCAGCAGCACAAGGUCAGGCAGCUGGAACGCAAGUAGAGGAGUCACAGCAACUGCGUGGUGCAUUGGACAAGUUCUUCAACGAUUUCCAUCGACAUAUCUUUGAUCCAGUGCUGCUGCGGUUGGAAGCCCUUGCAAUCCGGGAGGACCCUUCUCAAGUUCACAAAGAUUGA
Molecule: messenger RNA, 300 nt
Organism: Symbiodinium sp. CCMP2592
Lineage: Eukaryota; Dinophyceae; Suessiales; Symbiodiniaceae
Source: the annotation of a GenBank genome assembly